Myodes glareolus (Bank vole) is the source of this 570-nucleotide messenger RNA. RefSeq names its product neuropeptide B (gene Npb). Gene Ontology annotation, biological process: feeding behavior; G protein-coupled receptor signaling pathway. The record is from RefSeq and is a predicted model, not a curated record. Gene Ontology annotation, molecular function: G protein-coupled receptor binding. Lineage: Eukaryota; Metazoa; Chordata; Mammalia; Rodentia; Cricetidae.
GCAGAUAUAAAGCCCAGCCCGGUUCACAGACUUCAGCCACAUUUCCCCCGCUCCUGCUGCACAGCACAGCUCCAUGGCCCAGUGUGGGACGUUGGUGGCCGCUGCCCUGGCGCUACUCUUGCUGCUCCUGCCGCCAAACCUUGCGUGGUACAAGCCUGCGGCGGGACCCCAGCACUACUCGGUGGGCCGCGCCGCGGGGCUGCUGUCCAACUUCCACAGGUUCCCGUCCCCGCGACGCUCCGAGUCCCCAGCACUCCCUGUCGGAACAGGACCCCUACGCUUGGAGAUGCACUCUAGCCUAAGGAGCCUUGCCCUGUGUGUCAAAGAGGUGACCCCGAACCUGCAGAGCUGCCGGCGGCAAUUCAACAGCCCAGGAACUUUGCAGUGUAAAGCGGACGUCUUCUUAUCGCUGCAGGAGGCUGAAUGUCAACGGCCUGAGCCCUGAACCACAACCCAAAACUCGACUGGCUGUGGUGGGUGACCCCCAUGCCCAACCUUGCUUGAAGCUGCGCAGGCCCUGUCAUGUGGGUUGGCGCCUGUGACCCCUAACUCCUACCAUGCUCCACAGCA